Messenger RNA from Notechis scutatus (mainland tiger snake), 1103 nucleotides. The record is from RefSeq and is a predicted model, not a curated record. Lineage: Eukaryota; Metazoa; Chordata; Lepidosauria; Squamata; Elapidae.
AUGCGGCGGGCGGCGUCCUCACGAGUCGCCGAGGCCUCCAAGCAGCGCCCGGAACGUCUCGUGCGAACGCAGGAGCGGAGACUGCGGCCCCGCUGCGAAGUUCGUCGCCCCACAGCCCGGAAUAGCCCGUUUUUUUAUUGUUUUUUUCCAGGGACUCAAGAAGGGAUACCCGAAGCUACCCAGGAUGCAGCAGCUGCUAAACAAACAAAGUUAUCUGUAAUUCCUUACUUCCUGUAUGUGCUUUCAGAUCCAAAUAAAUUUCAGACUGGUAGGCUAGAGCCCGGCUUCAGACUUUCCUCCUUGAAUAGUUCCAGCGUUGAUCUACUGAAUGAAAACUGGGCCUACGGGCGCAAUCAACAAAGCCGCAGGUAUCUGGCCAAAAUGAUACAGCAUUUCCCUAGCAGUGGGAUUCUGAACCAGGAGGGACACCUUAUCAGCUGGAUGUUGAUGGAUCUUUUUGGCACCCAAGCACAUGGGUAUACCCUCCCAUCAUUCUGUGGGAAGGGAUAUUUAGCUAUAACCGCUAAGGCACUUUGUAUGCAGGCCUAUAAUGCUGGAUAUUCUGUAUAUGGCUUUGUUGCACUAAAAAAUAACCAUAUGCAGAGAUUGUUGGAAAAGGGAGGGUAUCAGAAAGUAUCUGAGCUGAGCUACUUGUGCUUUCAUGACACCACUUAGCAGUACAGAGUGAGGAUAGAAGCUACCAUAUUUUCCUUGAUUUAACCAGAUUUUUUUCACCUGUUCCGUGAACACUGAGAGAUACUUAUGCACUACCUAUCUGAUAGCUAUAGGACACCUCCCAGGUGCCAAGUUGGAUCAGGCUUAUGAAGAAUAUUUCUCUGAAAUUUCUUUGAUUGUCUUCCACCAAUGUUAGUUUGAUGGCUGGGCCUAUUCUUAAAUGUCUCAUUCGUUGACUUAAAAUAAUAUUUAGGAUUUGAAUUCUACCUCAUCCCCAAGUUCUCCACAGGCUUCCUAUAUCCGCUGGAGGCCCUUUUGGAAGGUGUCAACUGCUGGCCAGAUUCAGUUCUCUUCCUCUUUGGCUUGAUGUGCUAUAUUGGUUAUAACACUCUACAUAAAGAAAGCGAACCAAAAUAAAUUUCUGGCAA